UUAAGAGAGGGAGGAGUAGAAAAGUACGUCGGUGAAAAAGGAAUAUUGGAGAAAGGAGAAGAGGAGUUGAAGAGGGAGAAGAAGGUGUGGGAAGAUGAAAUAGUAGGGUGGAGUAAAAAGCUUCGGGAAGUCGAAGGAAAAGGUCUUUAUUACCAAGAACCUGAUUUGUUACUAAAAACAAGUGGAGCUUUAUGGGAAUUUCAAACACCAACUGGAUUCAAAGAAAUAUUUCAAAAUGAAUUAUUUGAUCAUUAUAAAUACUGGAGAAAUGAGCAGAUAGAUAAAACAUAUAUCCCUCUUUACUUUCUUCUUUCCGGUGCUGGAACUGGUAAAUCACACACAGCAACUGAACUACCAAGAUUGUCAAAAAAAUAUGCAGAGGAUAUAGAUGAUGCUGAUUUGAAGAAGGCACUAGAGAAACCAUUUGUCUUCAAUAUAUCAUUUGAAAAUGGCACCCCCUUGAAUCUUAAAGAAGAAAAAGCACCCACACAAGCAAUUGCCCUUCGAAUGUUGCAUCAAUUAUUAGGAAAGACAACAGCUUGGGAUAUAAUUAUGCGACGGUAUAUAGCUUCACCUUCUGAUGUGUUAAAUCUCAUAUCAAUGCAUCAUAAAAUUUCCCGUCAGGAUAUGACAAUUUUCUUGAUUAUUGAUGGAUUACAGACUGCUUUAAAAGAUGGAGAGGAUUCUCAUAACAAAACAACUAUUACUAGUCCUGUUGAAAAGUUUCUUAGUUUUUCUCAUCAAAAACGCAUUUUCUUGCCUACUGCACAUUUGACAGCUCCAUAUAAACGAGAACAUGGUGUAUUGAUGCAAGUCUUUCCUUCUCAUCCUAUUAUUGAAAUGCUGAUUAAUGACAUGGGUGGCCAUGGGCGUGCACUAGAGACCUUGCAAGAUGUACUUGUACAUUAUAAGAAUUUAGAUAUUGUCAAUUUUACUGAUCUUAUUAAUGAUAUACGAACAAAACUACAAGAUCGAUACAGUGAGUGGAUUGUUGCAGGAUCCCAAAUUUUAAUGCCUGUUUUGCGUAUAAUACUGUCUCAUCAAGUUGUGGACAGCACAAUACCUUUUCCAGGUACAGAUGGACUCAAAGUUGAUGAUGUUACUCAGUUUGGAUUAAUUUGGUUCCAAAAAACUAUAGGAUUACAAGGUUUUUUGACUUGUGCUUAUGUAUGGUUAUGGAUAAUGGCACAUACAAGUGGAGAUCCAAUACUGAAGAACUGGCGCUUUACAUAUUAUGAGGAACAGCAAGGAAAAGGUGAUGUAACAGUACCACCUGGAGCACAAUAUUGGCAGCAUCUUGAGCAUUAUGUUGCUCAAAUCCGUGUUCUUAAGUCAAUGGUUUAUGAAAAUGGAGAAGUGAUCAGCAUGAGUAAAUUACAUUUUGGUGCAUACCUUAAUGGUGAUGUGAAGAUAUGUAAUAUGCCAUUAAUAUUAGAAAGAGCUAUAAAACAAACACCUAGUGCAAUAGUUGAUUCAAAUAGAUCUUGCUUCACUGAAAUACACCAAUGCAAGUUGGUAAAAUCAGAUGUGAAUGAUAACAUGUUUAAAAAUGAACUUAUUGAUAAGGAUGUAUGGGAUAUAUAUUUUGGUCCAUUUUCUGAAAGGGCACUUAGAUAUGCAAUUAAUUUUCCACCUAUUGCUAAUAGAGCUACCUUCUCUGAAUUAACAGGAAUUAAUGGAAUUGGAAAAAUUCGAGCUAAUAUAAUUAUUCAGAAUCUUCCUUAUAAUAAUUUGGAUGAUUGCUAUCAAAAGACUAAUAUACCCAUAAAUUUAUUACAAAAUUUAAAUUUUUAG
Funneliformis caledonium is the source of this 1794-nucleotide messenger RNA. The record is from the annotation of a GenBank genome assembly. NCBI's taxonomy places the organism in Eukaryota, Fungi, Glomeromycota, Glomeromycetes, Glomerales, Glomeraceae.